Molecule: messenger RNA, 2261 nt
Organism: Dunckerocampus dactyliophorus (ringed pipefish)
Lineage: Eukaryota; Metazoa; Chordata; Actinopteri; Syngnathiformes; Syngnathidae
Gene: hdr
Product: hematopoietic death receptor
Exons: 10
Coding region: 149-1315 (388 amino acids)
Biological process (GO): TRAIL-activated apoptotic signaling pathway; positive regulation of apoptotic process
Cellular component (GO): cell surface; plasma membrane
Molecular function (GO): protein binding
Source: RefSeq, a predicted model, not a curated record
UCACUUUAUCUCCACCUGUGACUGCCUUCCUUAGCCUCGUGACACUAGCUGCAGAGUCCUCACGUUAAAAGCCGAAUAGAGAAAGUUGUGCCAAGAGGGAAAGGUACGGCCACUUCGUGUCUACUGGACUUACCACAUUCACCGAAGAAUGAGCGGAAUCCUACAUGUCAUUGUUCCUUAUGUUUUGAUUGGCUUGUUUGCAUCCGUUGCCACAUUUCCCCGAGCAAGUUCUGAUUUGAGGGACACCAGGACACGGCGGGAAGUUGUCUGCAGAGACGAGGAGUACUUGAACAACAACAUCUGUUGUUUAAAGUGCCCAGCUGGUACCCGUGUAAAGUCGCACUGUACCACGCCACGUGAAAAGGGGCGGUGUGAGGAGUGUGCUGCUGAAACGUAUGCCGAGCAUGCCAAUGACUUCAAACAAUGUAUCAAAUGCACAACAUGUCACUCAGAUCAGGAAAUUGUGAGGCCUUGUAGCCACACCCAGGACACUGAAUGUCAGUGCAUAGAAGGAAGAUUCUGUGCUCCUGAACAAGCAUGUGAGGUGUGCAAGAAGUGUUCAAGGUGUGGAAAGGAUGAAAAGGUUGUAAGGAACUGUACUGCUACCUCUAACACCGAGUGCAAAAAGAUCCAACUGCAGCCUGACUCUGCCUCAGCAAAUGCUUUGUAUAUCAUUCUGGGUGGAGGCGUAACGCUCGUUUGUUUGUCAUUGGUGUUGUGGGCAAUUUGUUGCUAUACGAAGAAACGCAGAGCAGCAGACUCCCUUGGAAACGGGGUGAAAGUUGAGCAGAAUGUGCAGGAGAGGAAGAAUGAACAAACUCAAAGCGUGAGAUGCCCCAAUCUGAUCCUCUCUCAGCCACUGGUGAGAAUUCAAAACCCAGCCGCCAUGGAGGAUGAGUAUCAAGGAUUGUGUGAAAGCGUCAGCAGCUCUGCCAGUAACUCGCAGCAAAAUCUAACAGUCCUGCCUAAAAUGAGGGAAGAAGAGCCAUUUCCAAAACUGAUACCUGUAAAUGGUGUUGAGUCUCUCCGAAUGUGUUUCCAGUAUUUCGAGGAAGUAGACAGCGAUUACCACAGGAAAUUCUUCCGACAACUCGGCGUGAACGACAACGUGAUCAAAAGCAAAGACCAACUUUUGUAUGAUGACAGGAUUCACGAGUUGCUGAACAUUUGGUUGGAGAAAGAGGGUAAAGAAGCGAGCUUAAAUGACCUACUCGACGCAUUACUGGAAUGUAAUCAAAAGCGAACAGCUGAGUUGAUCAAGGGGAAAGCCUUGGAGGAUGGUCAUUACAUUUCCGAGAAGUUGUCACAGCUCUGACUGGUGAAGGUUUUUAGUUACUUUGAUGCUACUUUGUGUUUGACUCUUGUUCCACAAAACAAAAUCCAGAUCAAAUUACUGAAUGGUGUAGCUUUAGCUGGAGCGGUACCUUUUUUCUAAGCCUCGACAGACAUCUUUCUUACUUGACAACGUUCUUAUCUUUGAUAUUUAUGAAGUACGGCAGUGGUCGCCAGCCACCAGGUACUGGUCCGUGGGCAGAGCCGAACUGAGUCGCAAAAAAUAUAUCAUUUUUUUUGUAAAUAACUACAUCCAAUUAAAUGUAAUUGUACAGGUGGUUCUCAAGUUACAAGCAAGUUCCGUUCCUGGAGCUUAUACUUAAAUUAUAGCUGAAUAAACUAUGAAGUCACUCACUGUACACGGAACACAUGAAGGUCAUCUAAAAUACACUAAUAUAAAGAUUAAGUACAAUAGUUAAAUGAAAGAGUAAUAAAAUGAGCAUAGGCUAGUGCUCUUCUCCCGGAUCUCCUUGUAACAGCGCAUUGAAUACAUGACCCCUUUAUUAACUGUACAGCUGUUUAUUAACAGCUGUAAUUGCACCUGUCACACACAAAUGCAUGUCAAACCAUGUCUGUGGGCUCAAAAAGUUUGAGACCGCUGCUGUACAGUAUUGCUACGGAAGUGCAGGAUCUCACCGUUUGAACAUGUGCCAUCGCACUGAGCAGCAGAACAAACAAAAAUGCACUUCAGAGCUGCAACUUGAAUGUUUGCUGUUGAAAGCAUUUCAGUUACUUCAGGCUUACAUGAAAUGAGUAUUUAUUAUGCUGAAUGUUUUAUUGGGGACUGUGAUUGCCUUUUAGACAUUGCUGAUGAACUUGUUCCUUCAAAUGUGUGAUGUGUUUCAACCUCAGGUAUUACUAUUUAUUAUGAGAUGACCAAAGCAACAUUUGAAUGGCGUCAGGAGUGAAUAAUCUUUUUUUUUUUUUAA